ACACAAACGGCUUCAAUCACACAAGAAAUCGCUGAUCGUUCACGAUUUGGAGGGGUGAACGGUAGGCGAAAAACCAUUUAGCACGACUCGUUUUGGCUGCAUUCCGCUUGAUACCGUCAGACGCAACGGAUUGAAGCUGCAUCCCACCAGAGUUUAAGUCCAUUUUUUUGCAUUUAGAAGUGACUUUAUUGUAACCAAAACCUACAACCAUGAAGCAAUCACUGGCGGCGAUCUUAAUUCUGGCGGCAUUCGCUGCAAAUGUACAAGCGGUUACGGUGGAUGUCUACUAUGCCCAUCUUUGCCCGGACAGUGUGCGCUUCGUACAGGAUCAGCUUCUGACAUUGAAUCCGACACUUCUCAACGCCAUCACCCUUGACUUCAUUCCCUUCGGCAAGGCACAGAGUGUCAACAAUGGCCAAAGUUUCAUUUGCCAGCACGGCCCUGCAGAAUGCGAGGGAAAUCGUGUACAAUCGUGUGUUCUCAGUUUGCUGCCAAACCAGCCGGCUAAGGUGAACUACGUCGGAUGCCAGAUGAGCUUCACUGCUGAUCCACGUGGAUGGGAGUGCGCCUUCCGUUCGGGAGUUAAUCUUAAUGCUGCCGAAGCAUGUGUUGAAGGUACACAGGGAACGACACUUCAACUCGAGGCGGAACGUCGUACGCAGCUGAUCGCACCAGCGUUCAUUCCAACCAUCGUGUUCAACGGACAAUUUGACCAGGGUCUUCAAGAUCGCUCUCUGACUGACUUUGCUGGCAUUAUUUGCGAACUUGCUGGACUCUCCGGUGUGGGUUGUUAAACUCUACUGUUUUUUUUAUAUUACAACCAACUUGACGAAUUUGUGAUUAACGUUAAGAAAGUCAAUGUAUCUGAACCAGACGCGAAAAAUUCACAAGAAAUACAUUAUCAGUGAACUUAAACAAAA
This is a messenger RNA of Anopheles funestus (African malaria mosquito), 920 nucleotides long. RefSeq names its product GILT-like protein 1. The coding region runs from base 210 to 794 and encodes 194 amino acids. The record is from RefSeq and is a predicted model, not a curated record. Lineage: Eukaryota; Metazoa; Arthropoda; Insecta; Diptera; Culicidae. The transcript has 5 exons. Gene Ontology annotation, molecular function: oxidoreductase activity, acting on a sulfur group of donors, disulfide as acceptor.